AUGCUUUCCUACUUGAUCACGUUACUGUCCUUGCGUAAUAUCGUCCUUCUCUUCUGCCUGCUCAAUGUCAAGAAUCUUCCUCUGGUGUGGGAGCUGCGGCUGUUUUACCGCGCCUGGCGAUCCUGGAAGUCCAAGCACGAAGUUGCGAGACUUCUCGAAAGAGCUUCGUCCUCGUACACCGCGCAGAAUCGAGCCCCGGCGUCCUCCCACCCGAUAUUCUUACCUCUCACAAUUAGCAGCAUAACGCCCAUGCUGGAGAUCGACCACAACCUGCACAAAUCGAAUAGCACAUACUUUAGUGAUCUGGACGAAUCGAGAACUGCUCUUAUGUUCUCCCCUGCCGAGCUGGAAAGAGAGGGUUACAAGGGUCCUUUUUCUGUCAUCUUAGGAGCUGUACAUACCAGCUUUCUGAAAGAAAUCAAGCCCUACGAGACCUACCAAGUUCGGAGUCGCAUACUCGGAUGGGAUGAAAAAUGGAUACUGAUCGGAUCCGUUUUUGUCAGACCCAAGAAUGAGAAGGAUAGAACACGAGAACGGAAAGACCUAUCUAGGAGAGCCAAAAUAUCUGGCAAGAGCGAAGACGAAUUGAAGAAAGAGCUGACAGAUGGCGGUCACGGAGAGGUUCUAUUAGCAUCGUGUCUUUCCAAGUACGUGGUCAAGAAAGGUCGAUUCACAGUCCCUCCCGAGCGUUGUUGGAGGAGUGCAGGUUGGCUGCCGGAGAAGCCUGCUGGUCAAGCUUCGCCUCCAGUUGCACUGGAUUCUUCAUAUGCACCUACACCUGAUACGGAGACUGUGAUCGGAGAGAUUAAGAUCACGGAAGACACGCUACGACGGCGAGCACAAGAGACAGCUGCUGGAGCCGCAGAGAAGCUUCGACAGGUGCAAGGUCGGGAAACUGUACAGAUAAGUCAAGCUGACGAGGCUUGCAGAAAAGCUGCUUCCCAUUGGUCUUGGGACGACAUCGAAGCCGAACGAGCACGAGGCAUGAGAAUAGCUGAAAACUGGCUGGGCCUUGACAAAGGCUUGAAAGAGCUGUGGGAAUCAGAUCGCGCUAGAGGCGUUGUCCCUUGA
Lithohypha guttulata is the source of this 1071-nucleotide messenger RNA. RefSeq lists its product as uncharacterized. NCBI's taxonomy places the organism in Eukaryota, Fungi, Ascomycota, Eurotiomycetes, Chaetothyriales, Trichomeriaceae. The transcript is spliced from 2 exons. Bases 1 to 1071 code for a protein of 356 amino acids. The record is from RefSeq and is a predicted model, not a curated record.